AUGGAGAGCAGCGCCGAGAUGCUGUACGGUCUGAUUCACCAACGCUACAUCACCUCGCGCCAGGGCAUUCAACAGAUGGCCGAGAAAUACGAAGCCGGCCAUUUCGGUGCCUGCCCACGCGUCUACUGUGGUCAAGCAAAGGUCUUGCCCGUCGGCUGCAGCGAUAUCCCCGGCCAGGAGACGGUCAAGCUCUUCUGCCCCAGCUGCCUCGAUGUCUACACACCGCCCAACAGCCGUUUCCAGUCCGUCGAUGGCGCCUUCUUUGGCACAACCUUUGGCUGCCUCUUCUUCAUGACCUUCCCCGAGCUGCGUGUCGGCGGCACCUCCAUCUCCUAUGGCCCCACUCCCGAACAAAUCUCCGACUUCUCCUCGACCACUGCCACUCACCGCAAACGCCGCAGCAGCCUCACAAACGCCUCGGACACUUUCAGCUCUGCCCCGCCGGUCGCUGCACAACCCUCCCCUCUGCCCACACAACCCGCCACCAUCAACGGCUUUGCAGCAGAAAACAUGGCUCCCGGUCUGGGCAAGUCCAACAUUUACGAACCCCGCAUCUACGGCUUCCGUGUUAGCGAAUUUGCAAAGAGCGGUCCUAGAAUGAAGUGGCUACGCGAGAAGCCCGUCGACCUGAACGAGCUGGACGAGGUCGCCAUCUGGGAACGGGGGAAUGUUGGUCCAACAAGGGAGGACGAUGAUGUCGAGUUGAUGGAUGAAGAGGACGAUGACGACGAGGAUGAAGAAGCACAAGACGAGGAGGAGCCCUUGCAAGGUGCUGGGGAGACUGAAAGACGGAAAGGAGUCGCGAGACGAACCGCCGCCGCCGCAGAUGAAGGCGGUGCCAAGAUCGGCAGUGCUGGUUGA
Molecule: messenger RNA, 861 nt
Organism: Aureobasidium uvarum
Lineage: Eukaryota; Fungi; Ascomycota; Dothideomycetes; Dothideales; Saccotheciaceae
Source: the annotation of a GenBank genome assembly